UGGAUCUAGUAACUACCCAUUCGGGUCAUGUGGGGCCACCCGUAUUCAGGCGUAGAAAGGCGUUGGUUCUUUCUAGCCACGCAAGUGGAGACGACUAAUCCACUGCACCUUCUUGUUACUCCCAUUUUCCUUUCUUUACUCUUUUCUCAGUUUCUCCAUUUUUCCUUCUGCAACAUAUCUUUAACCUUUGCAGAAUUAGAUUAAGCGCCAUAUCUCCGAGAAUCCGUAACAAUAUACUCCGUAAUUACAAAAUUAAAACAAGAAGCAUCUUUUCUGCUACUGUAUUAUUCAAUUGCUUCAUCUCUUCCGAUGGCGUCGGGCGGUCACCAGAAUGUGAACGCAAAACUCGUAUUGCUGGGGGACAUGGGAGCUGGUAAAUCAAGCCUUGUGUUACGGUUCGUCAAGGGUCAAUUUCUCGAAUUUCAGGAAUCUACGAUCGGGGCGGCUUUCUUCUCGUCUACAGUGUCGGCGGACAACACCACAGUGAAGUUCGAGAUCUGGGACACGGCUGGCCAGGAGAGAUACCACAGCCUGGCCCCGAUGUACUACAGGGGCGCUGCUGCUGCAAUUAUUGUCUAUGACAUUAGUAGCUUGGAAUCUUUUGACCGUGCAAAGAAGUGGGUCAAGGAAUUGCAGAAGCAAGGUAAUCCAAACAUGGUUAUGGCACUUGCUGGUAACAAAGCUGAUAUGGAAGAUAAGAGGAAAGUGACUGCAGAAGAUGGAAAAGUAUAUGCAGAGGAAAAUGGUCUUUUCUUUAUGGAAACCUCUGCAAAAACUGCUCAGAAUGUUAAUGAAGUUUUCAUUGAAAUAGCUAAACGGUUGCCUAGAGCUCAAACUUCUUUAAAUCCAUCUGGGAUGGUUCUUGUAGACAGACCAGCUGAGGGGACUCGUGCAACAUCCUGCUGUGCUUAAUUUCCUUCUUCUCCCCGACUCCUCCAUCCAUUCUAAAAAGGUUCAUGUGUAUGUGGUUGCACAUUGCAGUAUUGGAUGAAUGUUUUCUAGUAGGUAGAAUUGGGUCAUAGAUAAUCAUAGGUUCUUCUCAGCUGUGUAAUAACUUUAUGUUGGGUUAUUGUUGUUAUUGUUUUGAACUUAUAUACGCAUGUAUACUGAUCUCAUUAAGUUGGGUUACAAGAUCUGCCUCUCCCAGUCUUCUUUUCAUCCUCAUUUUCUGAGGCUGUGUGCUUUGAAACUUUCUUAUUUCGCUUCUUGAGCAUAUUCUUCCAGCCCAUUCC
Molecule: messenger RNA, 1232 nt
Organism: Cuscuta epithymum
Lineage: Eukaryota; Viridiplantae; Streptophyta; Magnoliopsida; Solanales; Convolvulaceae
Source: the annotation of a GenBank genome assembly